This is a messenger RNA of Carassius auratus (goldfish), 792 nucleotides long. RefSeq lists its product as uncharacterized. NCBI's taxonomy places the organism in Eukaryota, Metazoa, Chordata, Actinopteri, Cypriniformes, Cyprinidae. Bases 1 to 792 code for a protein of 263 amino acids. The transcript has 4 exons. The record is from RefSeq and is a predicted model, not a curated record.
AUGGUUUAUGAGGAUGCAGGUGUGUUUUGCGUUGAGACAGAUGAAAUAAAUUCAGUGUCAGUGAUGGAGGGUGAAUCUGUCACACUAAACACUGAUGUUAAUGUAACACAGAGAAAUAAGAUACUGUGGAAGUUUGGAGAUCGAGGUCUUCUCAUAGCUCUCUUAGACGACAACGAGGUCUCAUUAUUUAAUGGUACUGAAGGACAAUUCAGAGACAGACUGAAGCUGGAUCAUCAGACUGGAUCUCUGACCAUCAGGAACAUCAGAACCACAGACUCUGGACUUUAUGAACUCAACAUCAAGGGAAGGACAGGGGAACAAGUCAAGAAAUGUAAUAUCACAGUCUAUUCUCAUCUGUUCAUUCCUGUCAUCAGCAGAGACUCUUCACAAUGCUCUUCAUCAUCAUCUUCAUCACAGCAGAAUUGUUCAUUGCUGUGUUCAGUGGUGAAUGUGAGUCAUGUGACUCUCUCCUGGUUUAAAGGAAACAGUUUAUUGUCCAGCAUCAGUGAGUCUGAUUUCAGCAUCAGUCUCUCUCUUCCUCUGGAGGUGGAAUAUCAGGAUAACCACAACUACAGCUGUGUGUUGAACAACCCCAUCAGAAACCAGACCACAAAUCUGGACAUCAGUGAAGUCUGUCAACCUUGUUCAGAAAUUCACUGUUGUGGUGUCACUAAAGCUGCGAUCCGAUUGGCCAUCGCUGUUCUGGUGGGUGUGGCUGCUGUUGCUUUUGUAGUUUAUGACAUCAGAUCCAGAAAUGCAAAUUUCUUUGUUCUUUGUAAAUCUGCCAUGUAA